GACAUGCUUAAAUCAUUUGAUAACUACAAGGCAUUGCUGCUUACUAUUAACCAGAACAAGGAAGAACUCCAGAAAAGAGAGAGCACAGAUUUCAAGGAGCUUCAGAACAGGAUUCGGAAGGUGAACUUGAAUUGGGACAAAGCAACUCACACACUGGACAACUGGAGGAAAGUUUUACAAGAAACCCUGCUGCAUUACCAGGCAAAGCCAGGUGAAAGCACUGCAAAAGUGUUUUUUCUUUUACGUGCAAUUCUUUUGUUUGUCUAGGAGUUCCAUGAUUGGAGCCAAAAUCUAAUCCUCUGGUUAGACAGUGCUGUUACCCGAAGGGACGAAAUACAACUCCCAGGUCCAAAUGCUGACCUCGGUACAGUACUGGAUUGCCAAAAGGAGCUAAUGAUAAGUCAACUGCAGAAUGAGCUACUAGAAAAGCAGCUUAAAGUAAACACACUUGAAGAACUCACAGCUCACCUGCUGCUUAAAUCCUAUGGCGACUACGUUGAAGCUGAAGAGAAGAUCCGUGUAACUGGAAGGAAACUGGAACAGCAUAUUAAACAAGUUUCACGUGACUUAAAAAUGAUACAAAGAAAUCUGAUGACGCGGAGGAGAAGGACUGGUGGCAGAAGCAGGAGCAGCACGAGAGGUGAAAGCCAUCCACAAGCACCUGAUCAAGCUGUUCCGUGGUUUCGCUCCUUCUUUCACCGUGUAUUACGAGCAGCUUUACCUUUUCAGUUGAUCUGUGCCCUGCUUUUAGUCCUGGCUUUCCUGGUUCCGUGUACCAAGGAAGACUACAGCUGCACCCGUGCAAACUACUUCGCCCGUUCUCUGCAUCCCAUGCUGCGAUACACCAAUGGGUCUCCACCAGUUUAG
Molecule: messenger RNA, 867 nt
Organism: Eurypyga helias (sunbittern)
Lineage: Eukaryota; Metazoa; Chordata; Aves; Eurypygiformes; Eurypygidae
Product: nesprin-2-like
Exons: 5
Cellular component (GO): membrane
Source: RefSeq, a predicted model, not a curated record